Juglans microcarpa x Juglans regia is the source of this 1164-nucleotide messenger RNA. RefSeq lists its product as uncharacterized. The transcript has a single exon. Lineage: Eukaryota; Viridiplantae; Streptophyta; Magnoliopsida; Fagales; Juglandaceae. Bases 1 to 1164 code for a protein of 387 amino acids. The record is from RefSeq and is a predicted model, not a curated record.
AUGCCGAAAUCGAACUUUCCAUCCUAUUACUUGUUCAUCGUAGGUAUUGAUACAUCUUAUACAGAAUGGAUAUUCCAUGGCGAGGAGAAAACUUUGCCAGACGCCACAUUUUUUAACAAAGAAGGUGAUGAUGCCUAUAACUACAAUGACUACAUUGAUGAUGCAGACAAGAUGUUAGAUGACAUCCGUGUGGGGUCCUUUAUGGAUAAUUCUGGUAGAACAGAAUAUAACUCAGACGCAGGGUCUUCACAACACACCUCAAAUACUCCAAUACACCUUAAUUUCAACGAGUUGCUAGACGAUGCAAGAAAGCCACUUUAUCCAACCUACACAGAGUUCUCAAAGCUAUCAUUCAUAGUCAAGUUGCUUCACAUAAAGACAGUUGGUGGUUGGACUGUGAAGUCAUUUGAUAUGGUUAUAAAGCUUUUGCAAGCAACAUUUCCUGAGGCUCAGUUCCCUGCCUCAUAUAACGAGGCUCGCUGCUUACAACGUGGUUUGGGCUUUAGUUACACAAAGAUAUAUAUAUGCCCAAAUGAUUGUGCCUUGUUUUGGAAGGAUCAUGCUGAUAAAGAUGAGUGCCUUAAAUGUAAUGCAUCUAGGUGGGCCUCAAGCACAACUAACCAACAGAGGAUACCCCAAAAAGUCCUCCACUAUUUUCCUUUGAAGCCACAGUUGCAAAGGCUAUUUAUGUCAAAGAAGACUGCCCAAGCCAUGAGAUGUCAUGUAGAAGAGCGUCUUGAUGAUCCCAACUUCAUGAGAUAUCCAGUUGAUUCUAGGGUAUGGAAAGACUUCGAUAACAAAUAUGAUUGGUUUGCCCAAGAUCCUCGUAAUGUCAGACUUGGUCGAGCAAGUGAUGGGUUCAACCCAUUCAAUAACAUGAGCAAACCAGACAGCAUUUGGCCAGUGCUACUUGUGCCUUACAACUUGCCCCCUUGGUCAUGCAUGAAAGAUCCAUACUUGAUGAUGUCGUUGUUAAUCCUUGGACCAAAAGCACCGGGAAAUGAUAUUGACGUGUUCCUGCGUCUCCUAAUAGAUGAGUUGACAGAACUAUGGGAAGAGGGAAUUCGUACAUAUGAUGCAUACAAACAAGAAUCGUUUCAUUUGAGGGCAGCGUUGCUCUGGACCAUCAAUGAUUUUCUUGCAUAUGCAAAUCUUUCAGGCUAG